Messenger RNA from Guyanagaster necrorhizus, 1024 nucleotides. RefSeq names its product ATG16-domain-containing protein. Bases 51 to 899 code for a protein of 282 amino acids. Gene Ontology annotation, biological process: autophagosome assembly. The record is from RefSeq and is a predicted model, not a curated record. Gene Ontology annotation, cellular component: autophagosome membrane; Atg12-Atg5-Atg16 complex; phagophore assembly site membrane. NCBI's taxonomy places the organism in Eukaryota, Fungi, Basidiomycota, Agaricomycetes, Agaricales, Physalacriaceae. Gene Ontology annotation, molecular function: protein-membrane adaptor activity. The transcript has 4 exons.
CCUCGACAUCGCAGUUUCCGUUCUCCUUGUCUCCCUUACUCUCCGUUGCGAUGGCUGAGCCUGCUUGGCAAGAGAUUCUUCGUGCUCGUCUCCAGGAACGUAAUGUAAAGGAGUCUGCGUUUUCGUCUGUCAUUGAGCAAUACCGACGGUUAGCACAGCAGACAAAGUUUCUAAAGGAACGAAACGUCCAAUUUCUCCGUGCUGCACAGUCUGUCCGAGGUAACAAUCCAAGCAGCUCUACCGUCUUCGUUCCAGGGACCAGCGAAGAGAAUCCCGUCUUGUCGGUAUACACCGCUUCAUUGGAAUCCCAGAUAUCGUCGCUGCGGGAUGAGAUUGCAGGCGCCUACAAAUCUCAGACUCAAAACACUCAGAGGCUGUUGGCCAUGACAGAAACACUACGGGAGAAGGAGGAAGCUUCCAGGAUUGGCGAUGAGAACCUGAGAAAGACGCGAGAUGAGCUGGCGGUCCUUCGCCGCAAGGUCGACCAACAUAACGAGUUGAUGGGUGAGAAGGAUCGUACUGUCCAGAUCCUUCACGACGAGAUAAGCACCCUUCAGCUUGAACUCGGUCAGAUCGAGGAACGAAACCAGACCUUGAUAAAAGAUAAUGCCAAAUUGCUACAGAGAUGGUUAGAUGCGAAGCAGGUGGAAGCGAAUAAAAUGAACGAAGCAAAUGAAUUCUACGAGAACAUGCGCUCUCGACAUCAGAAUGUGACAACCUGGCGCGACGAAACUCUUGGUGCCGGUGCGCCUGUUGUAGCGAGCAACGGAGCGGAUUCAUCAUCGCAACCAUCCGAGUCGGGAAACGGGGAUCUGACCGAGGAGACGAAGGAGACGGAGAUGAAGGAUGGGAUACUAUCUCCCACGGAGAUGAGCAUGGAUCCGAGUCCGAAUGGUUGAUUGUCGAUGAAUAAAUUUUAAUUCGCAUUCUACUUUUUGGUUUCCGUCGCAUACCCAUGUCUACUGAUAUACCUUCACUUUGUUUCAAAUCCAAGUGUCUGAGGGGCCGUGUUGAUACAGCUCAA